Messenger RNA from Symbiodinium necroappetens, 369 nucleotides. NCBI's taxonomy places the organism in Eukaryota, Dinophyceae, Suessiales, Symbiodiniaceae. The record is from the annotation of a GenBank genome assembly.
AUGACUACAACUAGCAGAGCACGUGCUCACGAGACCCUGACCUUUGUCGGGGCAUCUGAGGCCUGUGCACGGCUUUACCUGGAACGGUUUUGGAACAGAUCAGGCAUCCUGACGAGUGGAUGGUUGGCAGACACCCAUUUCUCAAUGCAACAGCGAGAAACCUCGAGCAUCUGGCAUCGUGCAACAGCCACAGUUUGCGGACGUGAAAUCGGCCGCGUGGCUGUGAGGGAGGAUCCUGAGCCUAAUGUCGCAAUGCAGAUGACAGACCUCUAUGUUGAGCCCGACUUGAGACGUCAUGGCAUUGCUUCCAGGCUACUGCGCGGAAUGUUGUCCAGGUUGACGCGAGUCACGCAGUCUUCGCACAUCGAC